UCCCAUCAUAGCGCGCUGUGUGUGAGCAGGCUACCGAGCUGACGGGUCCUGCUGGCGGUGCCACGGUUUACAUGUUCCACGCAACGCCCAUCGCCUUUCUGCCAACACUCGCCGGCUUUCUGCUACCUGUGGAGCUCUCCACCGCUGCUGUAACUGCUGCUGAGACGUUCGUUCCUCGCCAGAGUCAAAUCUAGAAAGGCUACGAUUUUCCGAAAGGAAAUCCGUCUUUGAUCGGUUUGCUUGCCUCUGUUCCUGCCCACCGUGCGCCACACUCUGGCGGGGGUGUGCAAUGACAUCUCGGCGGGCAGGACCAGCCUAUCAGAAUGGGGAUUCACCUUCAUCCCAGCAUAAUCAAGCAGGUGGCCAAGGAAACCCUGCCAUUAAUCACUACAGGCCUAUAAAAAUCACAGCUGUGGGUGAUGGAAUGGUUGGAAAAACCUGUAUGCUUAUUACUUACAGCACCAAGCGUUUCCCAGUUGAAUAUGUGCCAACUGUGUUUGAUAAUUAUGCAGACAACAUAACCGUUGAUGGACAAGAAUUCAACAUGACAUUAUGGGACACAGCUGGACAGGAAGACUAUGAAAGACUUAGACCCCUGUCUUAUCCAAAUACGGACUGCUUCCUCCUUUGCUUCUCAAUCAACAGUCGAAGUUCUUUUGAGAAUAUUGCCUCAAAGUGGUAUCCUGAGGUGCACCAUCAUUGCCCUAAUGUGCCAAUAGUUUUAGUUGGCACUAAAAUGGACUUGCGGAAUGAAGUUGAAAACACAAUAUCAGUUACUGAAGCAAAGCAGAUGAAGAAGAGAAUCCGUGCCUAUCGGUACGUGGAAUGUUCAGCGAAAGACAGUGAGGGGCUUGAAGAAGUUUUCAUUGAGGCAAUCCAUGCAGUAAUGAAGAAACCUCCACCUUCCAAAAGGAUUUGUGCAAUAUUAUAGUGACUGUAUGCACUAAAACAAAGAGCAAUAUUUGGUAUCAGUGGAAUGCUUGUGAUUAACUUAUGUAUUUAAAACACAGCUCAGUGCACAUCAAAUGGAAUCUAUCAUUUCACUGUGAGCUGCUCAUGGACUAGUGGAAGUCAUAUAUAUAAUACAGAUAUUUGAUGUGCUAUUUCACCAGCUUGCAAAUGAAAGAAUGCUUUCCAGUUUUCACUGAUGUAUUAAUUAAACAUUUGAAUUAGAUCCACACAUUGACACGACUGUUGUGUGACAAAUUACAUAAUUUUUUGGAACAAGCUGGAAUGCAACUAUCAGUCUAAUGUGUUACAAAUUACAGACAUAAAAAUUACCACUGUAUAUAUAAAACAUAACUUAUUUAACUGAAACAAUACUUUCAAAAUUUUAUGUGAGGAAGAUACUUAAAUUAUGAUCUGAGAGCAUACUUCUCGAGUAUAUUUACUUUUUUAUGUCCUGUGAUUGACAAUAUAUCUUCAAUACUCAUCAGAUGUUCUCAGUAAAAAGUAUGGAAUAUGGACCAACUUGAUAGGCCAUUUUCAUGUGCUUUUGCUAUAAAGUUAUGUAUAUGCUGUUUCACAGAAAUGUGACAAGGGAGUAUACCUAGUCAUAAACCAAAGGAACUGCAAGUAUUCUGUGUGGAAGGGAAGAUGUAUUUUUGUAUGAAUAGUUUUAAAAUCUGGGCAAAUUAUAUGUACCUGUUAUGAUAAAGUCAGAAAAAAGCUGAUUUCAGUUAACUAAUAAAAAUGUUUUAGAAACAAAAAGUUAAGAUUCUCUUUUCCUCAUAAGAACUUUUUGUACAAGUAAUGUAAAUGUGCCUUACCAUAUAUCAUAUGAUUCACAUUACAAUAGAGAUAAGAUUUGUGUUACUUCAUUAUUUUAAAGUAAUACUUGUGUGAAAUUGUGGUAGGUAUACUCAUUGCUGCUCUACCACAUAACUUUAUAUAGUGACAACAUAUAAAAGUUAUCUUAGUCUGUUCAUUGGAACAACUCAGAAAAGUAAUGCAUCACUAUUCUGUACAUGAAAUUUCAGAAGAAUCCUAUGUUAUUUCCACAGAUUUGAAAUUGAGCAAGGUAAUUAAUGUCAAAAGUUGUUUAAAAGCUGUUUUUUCUUGUAAAUGUCUAAAAUCCUUUCUGUAAAGACCACCAUGUAAA
Schistocerca nitens (vagrant locust) is the source of this 2101-nucleotide messenger RNA. RefSeq names its product ras-like GTP-binding protein RhoL (gene RhoL). The coding region runs from base 290 to 931 and encodes 213 amino acids. The transcript is spliced from 6 exons. Gene Ontology annotation, biological process: small GTPase-mediated signal transduction. Gene Ontology annotation, molecular function: GTPase activity; GTP binding. The record is from RefSeq and is a predicted model, not a curated record. Lineage: Eukaryota; Metazoa; Arthropoda; Insecta; Orthoptera; Acrididae.